AUGAGACCCCCGUCCCCAUCAGAGAACAUAGUCAAUGUACAAGAGAACAAGAAUGGAAUCACUUAUGAAGCUCUUUUCUCUCCGAAAGUUGACAAGACAACUCGAUUUGUUUCUUUCAAUGUAAAUGGAACCAAAACGUUAUUUAAUUAUUAUCCAUGGAACAAUACACAACAAAAUUAUGAUAGAGCAUUUGAAUUAAUGAAUGCUGAUGUAAUAUCAUUACAAGAAUUGAAGCUUUCUCCAUCUAACAUAUCAUCAAUAAAUAUUGGUAACUUGGAAAAUUAUCGGUCAUUUAUAUCAUUACCGAAAUCAAAGAGAGGAUACUCUGGGGUUGGGUUAUUUGUACACAAGAGACUUUCAGUGAUAAAAGCUGAAGAAGGGAUAACUGGAUGGCUAACAAAUGGUGGAGGAGGAACCGAUGGGGGCUCAGGCGUACCAUAUCGAGAAAGCGAGUCCCCUAUUGGUGGUUACCCAAAGCAAAAGACCAUUUCCAAGGAGAGAUCUUUAGAAAUAGAUAGUGAAGGUAGAACUAUAUUCGUUGAGUUGGGAGGAAAAAUUGUGGUUGUUUCAGUGUAUUGUCCUGCAAACUCUAUGGGUACUGAAAAGGGUGAAGAAUUUAGAAUGGAGUUCCUUUCACUUCUUCUCCAACGUUGUUACGAUUUGAAGCAUAUACAUGGAAAAGAUGUUAUUCUCAUGGGUGAUAUUAAUGUCAGCCUUGAUCUUAUUGAUCAUGCAGACACCAUUCAAGAAUUAAUGAAAUCAAAAUUGGUGAAGCCAGUAUCUUCACCUGAAAUUUUUGAAGUAUCAAAUAUGAAUGCUUGUAUUGAAUUUAAAACAUCAAAGCCUGCUCGAGAACUUCUUAACCGAUUUACGGUACCCACAUUAAGUGGACUACAUAAAACAGAUAAACAGUUCUUCCAUGAUACAACGAGAUAUAUUCAGGGUAGAAGAUUAGGAAUGUACACUGUGUGGAACACAAUGACCAGUGCCAGACAAUCGAAUUAUGGAUCAAGGAUCGAUCUUAUACUAGCGAGCUCCAAGGAGCUUCUUGAAAAUGUCGAACUGGCUGAUAUUUGGCCAUUAGUUAAUGGUUCGGACCAUUGUCCGGUAUUUACCGACUUUAAACUAUCUGAUGAGGUUUUGAAUUCUUCAGGAAAUUGUAUCACUUUAAAAUUUGAAGCUAAGUCACAUUUUAAGCUUGUUAGACAUACGGAUAUAUUACAACAUUUCAUGACUUUGAAAUCAAACCCUGAACCUAAAAAACCUAUUACGAAUGUUGACGUUGUUGAUUCACAACCGCAGAAAAAGAGGAAGUUAGAAUAUGUUAGUCGUAAAAAGUCAAAACAAUCUGCGCUGCAAACAUCUAUAUCCAAUUUUUUCUUCAAGGACCCAACAACAACUACAACCAUUGAAUCACCAACAACAAAUGAAGAACCUACGGAAGAUAAACAACAAUUGGCGACUGGGUCACUGCCAAUUUCAAUUACUUCACUUUCUAACUUGAUAUACGGACAAGAACCGAAUUGUCUACAUGGAGAACCAUGUCAAUUGAAGACUAGUUUGAACAAUAUCAAGACAAGGGGAAAAAAGUUUUGGUGUUGUGCUAGAAAUCAAGUUGGUAUGAACUCAGUAGACACUUCCAAUACCGAAACUAUUGGAGAUUAUAGAUGUAACUUCUUUGAAUGGGCGAAGAAAACCUCUUAA
This is a messenger RNA of [Candida] anglica, 1704 nucleotides long. Lineage: Eukaryota; Fungi; Ascomycota; Pichiomycetes; Serinales; Debaryomycetaceae. The record is from the annotation of a GenBank genome assembly.